Diaporthe citri is the source of this 2301-nucleotide messenger RNA. RefSeq lists its product as uncharacterized. Bases 1 to 2301 code for a protein of 766 amino acids. NCBI's taxonomy places the organism in Eukaryota, Fungi, Ascomycota, Sordariomycetes, Diaporthales, Diaporthaceae. The transcript is spliced from 2 exons. The record is from RefSeq and is a predicted model, not a curated record.
AUGGCUGUCUCGCCCGCAGGUGGCACAGACCUCAAUCUCUCCCCAUCCUCAAUUACAGCCAACUGCAAUUGUGCCUCAAGCCCCGCCCACGACACUCUCAGCGCGACCAAGUCGAGCAAAUCAAGCAGAUCAGCGCGGAACACUGUUCAUUGGGAUCAAGACAUCCUCGAUCCCUCCGUCAAGGAGAACACUGGCCCAGAAGCGCAGCAAAACAAAGCACCAACCAACACCUCCACCAAGGGCUUCCACUGGACCCUCCGCUCCCAGGAUAUUCUUUCUGAUCUCAGUGACAAAAAGUUUCGCGGUCAGCGACACCGUCCUCAGCUCGUGGCAGAGACGUUCACUGCCCCGGAGGUGCUCGCCGAGUCUAUUGACAGCCUCUCGGCUCACAACGAUUCAUUUGGUGAUCACGACUUAGUCAAGGCAGCCAGACGUCUGGAUCCCCUGGAGAACACUUUCGAGAAGCACAGAAAGAAGCAAUUUCAAUGGGUUCUGUCCCUGCCAGCUUCAGUCUGCUCAAGUCCUGACCAGCCCCGCCCGUCGUUGGAUAGCCAACUGAACAUCACUGCCUCCUGCAUUCCCAGUCAAAGCGACAGGCGGUACUUCGGUUGUAACUUGCUCACUUGGACCGAGGCAGUUGGAAGAGAGGACCAACUUCCUGGCGACCCUGAGGACGAGUACUUGCUUCUGGCAACGCCCAUUGAUUUGACACCGGACCAGACUACAACAACCGAUCCCGAAAUUACUUCGCACCGAUUCCGUGUCCUUCGGCAAAAAGAUCACGACCUUGUAAUGGCUACCUCUCGAAUGAUGAGCAGCCCUGCCAGCGCCGCAACCAGCGGACGCGGUCACUUUAACACCACGCCUCAGAGUGCGAAUUGGUCCACUGCUGCAGAUGCAUCAGAGGACAGCGAUAACACUCUCACUAUCGAACCACCCCGGCGUCUUAUGACGGCACCUAUGAGCACGAUCGAGGAUUCUUUCGAAGAGCUCGACCAGCUUGAGGAUGAAUUUGAAGCUGUAGCAGCAGCCACGCGCUUGGCCCAAAUGUCGAACGCCGGAGAAAAGAAACCCAGGGAUCAAGUCGCUCAGUACUCACCUUCCCCCAAGCCGGCAUCGAAGACGACCACGCCCAACGGCAAGGCAACUUUCAAGAUGGCCAGCUCUGUGCGAGGCAAGCCAAGCGAGUCGUUGCCCCGUAGCUCGACGCGCAAACCCUCGCCUCCGAAGGCAGACUCGGAAGCUGAGAAACCAAACCUUACAACUACCACCAGGAAGGUGGCUCGACCAGCCAGUCUGGCCCCACCAAAGCCCUUACAGCGGGCCAGCAAGACACCGACUAUUCCUACCUUUGAGCUGCCGGGCGAAAGGGUCGCGAGGGAGCUCAAGGAGAAGAAAGCAGCCAGACUUUCCAUGCAGCUCGACUCGCUGAAGCUUGCCGAUGACAAGGCUGCGUCUCAGCGGCCGCCUUCUUUCCGGUCUAGCAAGCCACCCACGAUCCCUGACUUUGAGCUUCCUGGUGAAAGGGUCGCCAGGGAGCUGAAGGAGAAGAAGGCAGCCCGGUUGUCCAUGCAGGUCGACCCUCAAAAGCUUGCUGAGUCCAGCCCUCCGCCCCAACGGGUCCGCUCUGUGAGGUCCAGCAAGCCCCCGACGGUCCCUAAUUUCGAGCUGCCGGGUGAGUCGCACUCGCGGAUGAAGAAGGAGCGGCUCGCGGCGAGGCUCAAGGCCGAAGAGGAAGAGAUUCGCCAGCGGCGCCAGUUCAAGGCUCGGCCGCCACCUAGCAGCGUGGGCGGUUCUGCGACUGUACGCUCGACCUUUACUAGCCGUCAGCGUGAGUCCCAGGGUGGAACAUCGGACCAACAGAGCACAGUCUCCCCGUUGGGCGCCUCACCCAGGUCUGGGGCGGGCAAACGCCAAUCGGUCACGAUGACACCUUCGGUGGCUCGUACCGUUAGCAACGCGUCCGCGUCCACCGCGCAAACAAAUCGCGGGCGCACCUCCAGCGUCGGAUCAUCCCACUUCAGUGCUCGCGCAACCUCCUCGUCCAACGCUAGUGUCGUGUCGGCCAGCAAGCGGAGCCAGGUAUCUAAUGAGGAGAUGCAGGAGCAGAAGUCCCGCGGCAGGGAGAUCUAUACGCGGGACAACUCGUACGGCCAGGACAAGGAGCGAGAGAAGCUUGAGCGCCAACAGGCAGUCCAGUUGGCGCGACAGAAGUAUGCCGAGCAGAACCGCAUGCGGGUUGCGGGCAAGGGCCUGAAGCAGCAGCAGCCAUCGACUGCUCCCGGGGCAGGCCUCGACUAG